Molecule: messenger RNA, 3240 nt
Organism: Morchella importuna
Lineage: Eukaryota; Fungi; Ascomycota; Pezizomycetes; Pezizales; Morchellaceae
Exons: 10
Coding region: 1-3240 (1079 amino acids)
Biological process (GO): Ras protein signal transduction; positive regulation of GTPase activity
Cellular component (GO): plasma membrane
Molecular function (GO): guanyl-nucleotide exchange factor activity
Source: RefSeq, a predicted model, not a curated record
AUGAUUACGGCCGCAGGUGCCGGUGCUUCCUUCGUCGCCGUUCCUUCAAAGAGACUGAAGCCAAAAACUCCCAGAUCGCCUCGAAACACCACAGUGAGUUCUGCCCCAGGUUCUCGAUCCAAUAGCCAGCAAUCUCGAAUACGAUCUCCAUCGUCCCCUCCACAUCCACAAGAAGCAGCAGCCCCUAGCACCCUCGGCACAACUCCCAGUUUCCAGUCUUUCCUGUUCUCCAGAAGCUCUCAGUCGCCCUCUUCCGAGCCUGCCGUACCAGUCCCCCACCAUCAUCUACCUAUCUACGAAGAAUCCGACAAUUCAAAGAGCUUCUUGGAAGAGGAUUUCUUUGGACUGCACCCGCUUGCGCAAACAAUCGAGGAUCAGGAUCACGAACCCCCCUCACCAAAAUCAUUUUAUAGCGCGGACACUACUAGCACAACAAGCACAACAAGCACCACCAAAGCCGGAGGUCGAUCUUCCGAAGAUUCCACAGUGUUUAUCACACAACUUCAGCAUCCACCUCCCCGCAAGACUGCCCGAAAACUACAGCGGCCGAGACCGAGCAGUCCCCCGUCAGCUUCCUCACAGACCAGUCUCUCAUUUAUAUCUCCCGGUACCUCUCCGACCGGGUUAGGAAUCGGCCCCUUCGCAAAUUACACAGGCAGUCAUCUAUCUGGCCAUUCCAUAACUGGCUCACAAUCGCAAUAUGGUGAGCAUUAUACAGGUCUAAAAGAUUUUGAAAAUAUGUCUUCAAACAAUUCCACACGCGACAUCUGUAUCGCCGUUGUAGGGGCACGGGGCGUAGGAAAAAGUACCUUCAUUCAAAAAGCCUAUGACCUGAAAUCUCCAUCUACCAAGGAUAUGGUAUCUUGCAAGUUUAUGACCGUUGAGCGGUCGCAGUGUAAUGUCAUACUGGUCGAGCUAGAUUGGGCGAAACUCGAUUUCGGGUCUCAGCCGUUGGUUUGGCCGCGGAUGGCGGCAGAUGGCCAGAGACUACCAUUCGUUGACGGCGUACUUAUUUUAUACGACGUGACCAACCAGGAGAGUAUUUCAAAACUGUCCGAAUCUCUCGAUGCACUCGCAAGGGCUCUUCUCCCGGCCCUGGUGGUCUCGUGCAAAUGCGACGCACCGCAGCGCCAGCUUAACCCCAGCAAUAUCGAGAAUUUGGGAGCAGUUGGCGGAUAUGAAACAAUGCAAACUUCGAUUGCUUCGCCUGAUUCCCAAAAGAAAUGUUUGAAUGUAAUCUUGAACAUGAUCGUCAGGAAAAAUGAGAAGAGUGCGCGACAUUUGAAUGGUCGGCGACGUGCGAAUUCGUCUGCGACGAACAAUAGUCGAACGACAUCUCCGAGACCAUCAACCGGUCGGAGCGGACAUAGUCGCGCAAGCUCCGAAUUCUCGACAACAUACCUAAAGGACGGCUCAGAGAGCUCAUCCCAUGGACAUUCAAGAUUGACGAGGUCGCCAAUCAACCCUGCGCUGGGAACGCUAGCACUCAACAGUUCAACCUCUUUAUCUAGCGGGCAGCUUUUUGAUACAAGACCUCAGAGGGUUUCCGGUGGGGCGACGCCACAAAUAACACUUUCUUCAACUGGAACUGGAGCGCCAUAUCUGGAGGUUGUAUCGGAUAGCCCGUUCAGCAUUACACAACAGAAUCUUGGAACGGCAAGUCUGCGUUCUAACUCUAUGUCUUACCAAGAUUUAGAUCGGGCUCGAGGUUCAUCAUUCCUAGAUAUGGACGACGAAGAUACGAUUAAGGAUCCGGAUGAUAUACCGCUACUGGAUCGUGAAAGUGGGGUGGAUGAGUUUGAUGAUGGGGACAAACCGGCACAGAGCAGGGGUUACACGUGGGACGAGCUGGUUGAUAGGCUACUCCGGCAAACAAUGUCUCGGGGCGAUCAGGACUUCGCAAAGAUCUUUUUGUGCUUUUUUCGAAAAUUCGCACCUCCGCGAGACCUUCUCAAUUCGAUAUUGGACCGAUUUGAUCAGGCCAAUUCCGAUCCGAUAGCGUUGCAUCGGAUUUCGGCUCAGCUGCGGUACUGUACCAUUUUAUGUCAAUGGGUCACGUCACACCCGGGAGAUUUUGCACACCCAAAAACACGGCAGAGGUUGAUAAGUUUCUUGAAUGUGAUUAUGGCGAACAGGAGCUUGGCGUUGUUGGCAACUGAGAUGAGGAAGACUCUAGCGCAAGGACAUGAAGAUGAUGACAGUAUAUGGGCAAUUUCAGACUCUGACACCGAGAGGCGAGAUAGUCUGAGGAGUUUCUUGACAACCCAUUCAGUAUCACAAGAUAGUGUAACAACCACAGACGGGUAUAGUGGUAUCCGCGCUGCCUCAGAUGGAGCGCUCAAUGUCCCUACAGAAACAGACUUCAACAGAAGAAGAGCAUCUGAAGUUCCCACAAUGUCGACAGUCAACACCGCCUCGUCACAAUCGUUGCUGCGGGGAGAGGGGUUUAUCUCAUCGAUGACACCUUGGAACUCACAAUAUGACUUAUUCAUGGGAAUACCGGACGAAGAUAUCGCAUAUGAAUUGACAAGGAUGGACUGGCAGGAGUUCUCAAAAAUCAAGCCAAGAGAUCUAUUGAUCAGCCACUUCAACCACGUUGCGUACUGGGUGGCUAGUGUAAUACUCGAAAAGCCAAAACCGAAACACAGGGCAAAAGCUCUAGAGAAAUUCAUGUCCGUCGCUUGGUCACUCAGGCACAUGAAUAACUACAAUGCCCUUGGGGCUGUUAUAGCUGGCAUAAAUGGCACUGCGGUUCAUCGGCUAAGUAUCACGAGGGAUCUCGUGAACCAGCAGGCGGGUAGGAAUUUCAUGAGGCUGGAGCUAUUAAUGGGGACGCACAUGAGCCAUGCUAAAUAUCGACUGGCAUGGGAAAACACUUCGACACAACGGGUUCCAUUCCUUCCACUUCAUAGAAGAGACUUGGUAUCUGCAGAGGAGGGAAAUAGAACAUUUCUCCAGGAUGGGGAAAAGAUCAACUGGAAUAAGUUCCAGGUCAUGGGGGAUGUCUUGAUGAUCAUUGAUAAGAGCCAAGCAACCCCUUAUCAUGACUUAGUCAGGAACCAGUUGGUGGAGAAACUGAUUAGGGAUGCUGUGUCGAGUAUGAACGAUGAUGGGCUUUAUGAAAGGAGUCUUCAGCUCGAGAAUAAAGGAGCCAAGGAGAAGAUUAGGGGAAGAUUUUGGCCUGAGCGAAGUUUUUGUUGUUUUCGACCUGCUUUCCGGGUUUAUGGCGUUUUUGACUGA